Messenger RNA from Pollicipes pollicipes, 1993 nucleotides. RefSeq names its product tubulin alpha-1 chain. Lineage: Eukaryota; Metazoa; Arthropoda; Thecostraca; Pollicipedomorpha; Pollicipedidae. The record is from RefSeq and is a predicted model, not a curated record. Gene Ontology annotation, molecular function: GTP binding; structural constituent of cytoskeleton. Gene Ontology annotation, cellular component: microtubule. Gene Ontology annotation, biological process: microtubule-based process. Bases 86 to 1450 code for a protein of 454 amino acids. The transcript has 4 exons.
GCUCAGGCCAGUUGUGAUCGCGAGCCAGCCAGAGUAACACUAAGUCCCAGACGUAACCAAUCCAAGCGCUGCUUACGCUCGUAAAAUGGGAUACAAGGGCAACCGCGAAUGCAUCUCCGUCCACGUGGGCCAGGCGGGCUGCCAGAUGGGCAACGCCUGCUGGGAGCUCUACUGCCUCGAGCACGGCAUCCAGCCGGACGGCCAGAUGCCCUCCGACAAAACCAUCGGCGGAGGUGACGACAGCUUCAACACCUUCUUCGCCGAGACCGGCGCUGGCAAGCAUGUGCCGCGCGCCGUGUUUGUCGACUUAGAGCCUUCCGUGAUAGACGAGAUCCGCACGGGCACCUACAGGCAGCUAUUUCACCCUGAACAGCUGAUUACGGGCAAGGAGGACGCGGCCAACAACUACGCACGAGGCCACUACACCAUCGGCAAGGAGAUCGUGGAUAUCGUUCUGGAUCGGAUCAGAAAGCUGGCGGACCAGUGCACGGGUCUGCAGGGCUUCCUGAUCUUCCACUCGUUCGGCGGCGGCACCGGCUCUGGCUUCACCUCGCUGCUGAUGGAGCGGCUCAGCGUCGACUACGGCAAGAAGUCGAAGCUCGAGUUCGCCAUCUACCCGGCGCCACAGAUCGCCACGGCCGUGGUCGAGCCCUACAACUCGAUCCUGACCACUCACACCACGCUGGAGCACUCGGACUGCGCCUUCAUGGUCGACAACGAGGCCAUCUACGACAUCUGCCGCCGUAACCUGGACAUCGAGCGUCCGUCGUACACGAACCUGAACCGGCUGAUCGGCCAGAUCGUCUCCUCCAUCACCGCCUCGCUCCGCUUCGACGGCGCCCUCAACGUUGACCUGACCGAGUUCCAGACCAACCUGGUGCCGUACCCGCGCAUCCACUUCCCGCUGGCCACCUACGCGCCGGUCAUCUCGGCCGAGAAGGCCUACCACGAGCAGCUGUCUGUGAGCGAGAUCACCAACGCCUGCUUCGAGCCGGCCAACCAGAUGGUCAAGUGCGACCCACGCCACGGCAAAUACAUGGCUUGCUGCAUGCUGUACCGCGGCGACGUCGUGCCCAAGGACGUCAACGCCGCCAUCGCUGCCAUCAAGACCAAGCGCACCAUCCAGUUCGUCGACUGGUGCCCGACCGGCUUCAAGGUAGGCAUUAACUACCAGCCGCCGACGGUGGUGCCCGGCGGCGACCUGGCCAAGGUGCAGCGCGCCGUCUGCAUGCUCUCCAACACCACCGCCAUCGCCGAGGCCUGGGCCCGCCUCGACCACAAGUUCGACCUGAUGUACGCCAAGCGCGCCUUCGUGCACUGGUACGUCGGCGAGGGCAUGGAGGAGGGCGAGUUCUCCGAGGCGCGCGAGGAUCUGGCCGCUCUGGAGAAGGACUACGAGGAGGUCGGAGUGGACUCGGCCGAAGCCGAGGGCGAAGGGGAGGAGUACUAAGCCGCCAAGUGCUGAUCUCUGCAUUUCUAUUAAGAUCUCUUUGUUGUGUUCGCGAUUUGCCCGCCUUCGUGAGGCUCCGCUUGAGACAAGUAUGCGUGCAGAUCUACCAAGGCUGCUUUUUAUGGCUGUGCUAACAAUGAAUGGCGUGGCAUGGCGGGGUUAUCUGUUUAGUACGUACCCAUUUGCAAAUCUAGUCAUUGGUGAACACUUCCAGUAAGCAGGAUGUUUGCUGUCAUCCGGACCAGGCCGUGGAAUUCACUUCAAGUACCCAUAAAACCAGACGCGUGCGUCACAACGAGAGCAAGGGUACUGGAUAAGUUGGAAAGGCCUGAGAACGCCGUCAAAUUACAUCUCACGGGCUACCGAUUUCACGACGUGCUUCGCUUUUCAAAGAGUGGCUUACAACAAAUUGUCUCAGAUCAGAACGUGCUGCCUUCUUUUUGCUACUUACGCUCUCAACAACAGGGACAGCGGACGGUGCGGCACCAAGACAAGACAGUCGGAUGUGUUCAUUUCCGCAAGAAUACAUCUUUGAUAUGCGAA